GAGCGAUUGAUUUCGAGGGCAAGAUAUCUAUCGGUGGACACGAUAUCCGUAUAGACAAGCAUUUGGUUCAGAAAAUGAUUGGUUUUUGUCCGCAACAAAACGUUUACUUCAAAUACCUGACAAUUAGAGACCAUUUGAAGAUAUUGUCGCGAUUAAAGCAAACCAUACGCGAGAGUAAUGAUGGAUACAGUGGUGAAGAACUCAUCACUAAAUUAGGUCUCAACGAAGACAUAGACAAACAGGCGUUACAUUUGUCCGGCGGUACUCUUCGACGACUGGUCCUGUCGUUGGCUCUCAUCGGACACAACGAUGUCUUAGUAUUAGACGAACCGACGGCUGCUUUGGAUCCGAGAGUUAGACAACAGGUUUGGGAUCUAAUGAUAGACUCGAGAAAAAGCAAAACAGUUUUGAUUACUUCCCACGACUUCGAAGAAGCGAAUCUACUCUCGGAUCAGAUCUGUAUUAUCUCUAAAGGAGUUCUUUGUUUCAAUGGAACCACUCUUCAGAUGAAACACGAAUUUAAUUCCGGAUAUGAAUUGAAAAUUAAUCAAUCAAAUGAAAUGCAAACCGAGAGUCAAAUCACAAAAACUAUUGCAAAAUACACUGAAAUUAAGAGUUUCUCAAAAAAUAAUUUGGGAGACAAUGAAGAACUGGUUUUCGGUCUAAACUUUGAACGAAACGAUAGAUUCGGACAAAUGUUUGACGAAUUGGAGAGAAAUAAGACUUUAUUAGCGAUUAAUAACAUGUCGUUAGGGAUGACAACACUCGAGGGCUCUUACGCUCAGAUUGUCUCAAAAGCGGACAACAAUUUGCUCGAAGAUCUCAACAUUGAUAUCAAUGAUAAUAACGAUAAACUAAUUACUGAUUCACUCAAUACUCAACAAAACAAAAUCUCAACUUUAAGACUAGUUUUAAAAGUAAUGGAGAGAUCGGAUGUGAGGGAAGAGUCGGAAAGAGUAUCACAAGUCAUAAGAAGUGGAGAUUUUGAUAGCGUUUCACUAAUUGUCCACAAAUUGAGUAAAAGUGUAAAUCGGAAGACAAUAUUAGUGAAUGAGUUGUCGUUUUUGGUGAACAGAAGUGAAUGUUUGGGUUUAUUGGGAACCAAUGGUUCGGGAAAGACAUCAACCUUUAGACUACUCACUGGAGAUCUAGACUCAGACUCCGGUAACGCAUACUUGGGCUCAGACGCAGACCUGAGGGUAAAGACACAGAAAUACUUCUCACGAAUCGGUUAUUGUCCACAAAAUGACGCCCUUUUGGAUCCGUUGACAGGAAUACAAACUCUUGUAUUCUUCGCCAGAAUUCGUGGUCUCGAGAGACAGACUUACGACACAUUCAUUACAAACAUAAUAAAUAAGUUUGAAAUGAAAGCAAUAAUUGACAAAAGGGUCUCCACUUAUAGCGGGGGUAACCGUCGAAAGCUGUCUCUGGCGGCGGCACUGAUGGGCACUCCCGGGCUAUUACUGCUUGACGAACCCACUAAUGGUGUCGACCCCUCCUCUCGGCUUAAAAUAUACAAAAUAUUAAAUGAUUUAAUGAUUUCGUCAAACAUUUCAAUACUAUUAACGUCUCAUAAUAUGAUUGAAUGCCAGAUAUUAUGCAAUNAAUUGUUACUUAUGUUACCCGUUGUGGUGAAGCGUAUAGUAGAGGACAGACAGACACUGAUUACCGACUAUUUGCUACGUCUGGGUGUCAAUAGGAUUGACUACUGGUUGGCCAUUAUUAUAGACUCCCUGUCCGUAAUCGGUGUCCAAGACCAUUUGAAGAUAUUCUCGCAAUUAAAGCAAACCAUACGCGAGAGUAAUGAUGGAUACAGUGAUGAAGAACUCAUCACUAGAUUAGGUCUCAAAGAAGACAUAGACAAACAGGCGUUACAUCUGUCCGGCGGUACUCUUCGACGACUGGUCCUGUCUUUGGCUCUCAUCGGACACAACAAUGUCUUAGUAUUAGACGAACCGACGGCUGCUUUGGAUCCGAGAGUUAGACAACAGGUUUGGGAUCUAAUGAUAGACUCGAGAAAAAGCAAAACAGUUUUGAUUACUUCCCACGACUUCGAAGAAGCAAAUCUACUCUCGGAUCAGAUCUGUAUUAUCUCUAAAGGAGUUCUUUGUUUCAAUGGAACCACUCUUCAGAUGAAACACGAAUUCAAUUCCGGAUAUGAAUUGAAAAUUAAUAAAUCAAAUGAAAUGCAAACCGAGAGUCAAAUCACAAAAACUAUUUCAAAAUACAGUAAAAUAAAAAGUGUUUCAAAAAACAAUUUGGGAGACAAUGAAGAACUGGUUUUCGGUCUAAACUUUGAACAAAACGAUAGAUUCGGACAAAUGUUUGACGAAUUGGAGAAAAAUAAGACUUUAUUAGCGAUUAAUAACAUAUCGUUAGGGAUGACAACACUCGAGGGCUCUUACGCUCAGAUUGUCUCAAAAGCGGACAACAAUUUACCCGAAGAUCUAAACAUUGAUAUCAAUGAUAAUAACGAUAAACUAAUUACUGAUUCACUCAAUACUCAACAAAACAAAAUCUCAACUUUAAGACUAGUUUUAAGUCAAUUCUAC
Molecule: messenger RNA, 2552 nt
Organism: Medioppia subpectinata
Lineage: Eukaryota; Metazoa; Arthropoda; Arachnida; Sarcoptiformes; Oppiidae
Source: the annotation of a GenBank genome assembly